Messenger RNA from Purpureocillium takamizusanense, 3000 nucleotides. RefSeq lists its product as uncharacterized. The record is from RefSeq and is a predicted model, not a curated record. The transcript has a single exon. Bases 879 to 2762 code for a protein of 627 amino acids. NCBI's taxonomy places the organism in Eukaryota, Fungi, Ascomycota, Sordariomycetes, Hypocreales, Ophiocordycipitaceae.
CCAUCCCCCUCCUCCCUCGCAACCCCCGCGCCCGCUUCUUCAAGAGCCGGCGACUGGCCUCUUUCUCAUCCUCACCCACCCGAGACAUCUUCGUCUCAGCUUUCCCUUUCUUCUUCUCUUCCUUCCCCCUUUCUCUCCACCAAACCGAACGUCCCGCCCGUCUGCACGCGACCCGAACCCGCCCCGCGCAGCAAGCCAGCCAGCCGAGAGUCAUCAUCCAUCCAUACCUUUAGAUACGCAGUCAGUCCCGUCGUCUCCCGCCGCUUGGACUUCAGCACCUUCUCGACCUGCCUGCCUGUCGGUCGACCCAAGGAACCGAAGCGCGGACCGUCACCCCAUCUACCUUACCUACCCCGCCCCCUCCCUUCCUCCCUGCCUGCCUGUCGCCUACCCGCCCGCCCGCUGCCUGCCUGCCUGCCUGCCUGCCUGCCUGCCUCACCCGUUUGGCCCAACCAGUCAGCCUCAGGCCUUCAUCUCGACCGUGACCAGGCAUCGGCGAGCCGCAUCAGCUACGUGUGUGAUAUCGGGCACGCUCUCGCCCUCCACGUCUCGACGCCUUUUCUGCAUGGUGGUCAGUCUCCGAUCCCUUCGUCUGCGCGUUCGCCUCCGUCCUUGUUCGCUUUUGAUGUUCAGCCCUGCGUUCCAGCUUUCGCGUUUCGUCUUCGUCCAGACCCCGACACCCCGCUCACCUCGUCAUCCGCGCCCCUCGACCCCACCGUUACUUCCUGCCCAUCUGCCUCGUAUCUCUGUCCGCUUUUGCCCCCAUCUACCUCAUCUAGACGCCACCGUACUUUCGCCCUCGAGCUGCUUCAUGGCAGCUUGACGGGCAUCUUUUACCGUUUGAGACGCUCGACUUCCUAGCCCGCUAACGCCUCGUGAUGGAAGAGCAGUCCUCCAAUACUGCCCCAACGCCGCCGCCGCCGCCGCCCGCCAACGCACAGUCAGCGAGCCCUCCAGCUUCUGGGCUUUCCACCUCCGAGCCGACUCUUCGAUUCCCCCGGCCGCAGGGGAACAGGCGUCUGGCCAAGUGGAUUUCCACAAGCGACCCGGACAUCAUGCGCCUCACUACGACGGCCGAGGAGUCCGGCUUGGCCGAGUCCACCUACGAACUCAUCUCCAGCACUGACAACGAAUCCCAAGAUGGCAACUACACCGAGUCCAUGGGCGGAUCUGUCGGCUCUCUCGACAUUCAUCGCCCCGACGAUGUCCACAGCCUUGCCGGCACUGAGUACACCCACGACGGUGAAUCAGUUCUCGACGACGGAGACGCCCAACUGUCCCAGCCAGCAUCCUCUGACCGAGGCAACGAAACACAAGGGCGUGCCGGGCAGCUGGCAGCUGGAGACGCAUCGAUGCCUGAGACGGAUGAUAUGCAAGAGACAGACAGCUCUGAGUCCGACGAGGAGGCCCGCUCGCGUUGCUCCCUCGAAUAUACGCAACAGAGUCUCGGUACUCCUUCCAUCCUCACACCCGAGGCAAGUAGACUCGUGGAUCUCUCAGAGCUUCAGCCUCGGCGGCGGCAGAACACCAUAACGCAGAAUCAUGUCGAGGAGAAACCAAACGACUUGUUCGCCGAUUUGCUGGAGAUGGCUGUCCACGGCAAAAACUACCUGCUGGAGACGGUGGCUACGGCUCUUCCUGGUCUCCUGUUCGCAGCAGCGUUUGCUGUUCUCAUUCCGAUUCUAUACACGCCACCCGUGGAGCAGCCCAACCCAGAAGUCGUCAUCAUGACCUCCACCAUUACCGCGACUACGACAUCCUAUGUCACUACCAAAGCGCCGUCCAAUCCUCAGCCGACUUCAUUGGCAAAGAACGGCAUGGGGCUUAUACCCCUGGGUGAUGGUGUACCUGAAGAUGGCCUCUUUGGCCCCAAAAAGCCCCUAGUUUCUUUGACGCCCCAACCUCACAGCAACAUUCUUUUGCAUGUCGCACAGGACGUGAAGCAAACCUGGUUAUCCAAGGGCUGUCUGGUCGCUACAGCUUCGAGAGAUGAAAAUGAUUUCAUCAAUGUGGUCCUGAUCCCAGUGGACGAAGGUAUCCUGGUCAAAUUCCCGAAAAAGGAAGCGCAUGGCGUGGUCAAGCUAGCGUUGAAGGCCACAUGCCGCCCCAAGAUGCAUAAGGUGGUUAAGGUCCACUUUGGCAAGGGUGUUCUGGAAGAAGCCUUCGAGAUGACCAAGAAUCUCGCCCACGAUCUUUCUGGUCUUAUGCCCGUGGCGGCCCAUGAGGCGGAGCGCUGCAUCGAGGGUGCCAAACGAUCUCUUGGGGUUGUUUCCGAUGCCAUCGGAAACAACGUUAUUUACGUCUCGGACAACGUCCUCGGUCGACUUGGCCACGCAUUUAACACGGCUCAGCAAUCACUCGGAUCGGUCAAGACUGACGUCGUGACCCGCGUCAAGGGUGCCGCUGAGGAGGUAGCCCGGAACCUCGACGUUGCCUCGCAACAGGCGAUGGAGCAGCUGCACAAGGUUCAAGGCGUGCAGAACCAACUCCAAUUAGGGCUUCUUGACGCGCAAAUUUCUGCGAAGAUGUGGUGGCUCAAGGCCACGGGGCGGAAGGAAGAGCAUGCAGAGUACAGGCGCAAGGCAAAAGACUUUGUCGCAAUGAAGAACGCAGCAGCAAAGCAGCCUCGCCGGGGUAGGCGAGCCGAGGCCAAGGCUGAAGCGACUCGAAGGCCAUGGUCGAGGGCUAUGCGGCAAAGCGACUGUCAACGAGGUGCUCGACGAGGUAGGAGUAGCACGCACCAGUGCAAGAUGGCGGUCUGAACAAUACAGAUAUUGGGGUCUCUUUUUUUUGUUUUUGCGCUUUGGACGCAUGGGGUUCGGAUUGGCAGCCUGUACGGUAUGGAACACAGCGUGGGAUGGAGUUUGGAGGACGCCUGGGUUACGUCCGGCCUUCUCACAGGCCCUCUCUACUUUUCGAGAAGCUGGGCAUAGCCACCACAUGGACAAGGUAACAGGACCACAUUGGUUUUACUACUCAACAUGCUGCUGGCACCGUUGG